Homalodisca vitripennis (glassy-winged sharpshooter) is the source of this 570-nucleotide messenger RNA. Its product is annotated as putative acid phosphatase 5. NCBI's taxonomy places the organism in Eukaryota, Metazoa, Arthropoda, Insecta, Hemiptera, Cicadellidae. The record is from RefSeq and is a predicted model, not a curated record. Bases 1 to 375 code for a protein of 124 amino acids. The transcript is spliced from 3 exons.
AUGGGACAGUUAUUUCAGGAAGUGGUCGGUUUGAUGGAAGCCAGGCUAAGAAAUGAGACUAGUUUAGCGAGUCAUUUCUACCUCUACACCGGCCACGACAUCACAAUAGUGGGUCUUCAGCGUAUCCUGGGUCUGUCAGACACUUGCCACUGGGUGGUGGAGCCUAGCUCUGCCUUGAUCCUAGAACUUCAUACGGACCCAGCCACAAAUGGAUCCCACAUUAAGGUCCUAUACAUAGACGGUGUGUCGGAGGACUUGGAACCUGUUGAGCUUGCCAUCCCUGGUUGUGACUAUCCUUGCAGCAUUUACCAAUUAAUGAACAUGACGGAGAAGUAUUAUAAUGUAACAGACUGGCAUAAAGAAUGUGAAAUUUAGUGUUUUUUUUUAAUAUAUAUUAUGAGUUUAACAAAUCAAAAUAAUUAUUUUAUUAAUUUACCUUUUUAAAUGUAUAAUGUAUCUGGCUAUAAUAGUUCAGCAUUUUCAACCAACUUAAGUUAUAACAUAAGAAAAUUUUAUCCGUACUGUUUUCUGCCUUUUUUAUGUUUUUAAAAAAUAAAUGUAUUUCUGAUA